AUGGAUAAAUCAUUGGAAGAACUUUCAUGCAAGAUAAAAACAUUAAAGUUUCGGAUGAACAAGACCAAUGACGUCAUCGAUAAAAGGGAUAGGGAGGCUCUGGAGCGGCAGCGUUUAUCUGUCGCAUCAAGUGCAACGGUAGCAAACACCAUUAAAGAGACCAUUGAAGAGAGCAUGUUUGCGAAGGGGGAAACAGAAGAAAAGGUAAAAGAAUGGUCACAGGAAGUCGAAGUUUUGUUGGCUGAGGCAGAUCAAUGCAUCCGUUUGAUCACCAACGAACUAAAAGAUAUUGAAGCAGCUGCUCAAGAGAGUGUGAUCUUAAAAGAACAACAGCAGAAGCUGCAGUUUGAGAAAGAAUUGACAGAGCAACGAUUACGUCAAGAGCAAGAAUCUGUUGAAGAGAAAAGAAAACUUGACCUGGAACAUCAUGAAAAGCUGAAAGAGGUACAACAAAGCUCAACCCCACACGAGACUGGUUUUGUAAAAAUGGCAAAGCUGGUUAUAACUAAAUUUGACGGAACACCUCAAGACUGGGUCAGAUUUUGGGGACAAUUCCAUGCACAGAUUGAUAAAUCCAAUGUGGAUCCUGUUACGAAGUUUUCGUUCCUAAAGGAGCUAGUGGAAAUUAAGGUACGCAAAUUAAUUGAUGGGCUCCCGUUUACAGAUGAAAGAUAUGAAAAAGCGAAGAGUCUUUUGGAGAAAAAAUAUGGAGAUUCGAGUGAAGUAGUUGGUGCAUAUGUGAGAAGUAUACUGGAGUUACCGACCAUACGAGAAAGAGACGUGGUGAAAAUACACAACUUUUAUGAAACACUGUUAUACAAUGUUGAGUCAUUACAAACAUUGGACAGUCUUGGUAAACUGGAUGCGGCAGUUAGAUUCACCGUUGACAAAUUGGAUGCGAUUAAGAGCGAAUUAGCGAUGACUAAUGAAGACUGGAACAAAUGGACCUUUGAACAAUUUGUUGAAGCUCUCGAAAAGUGGACGAAAAACAAUCCAGUAAGGGGUAGAUAAUUUUUUGCAAAUAGAGACGAUGGUAAUACGUAUCACACGAGAGGCGGUCUCUUCUGUUCUGAUGAAAACCACAAGGCCCUUAAUUGUGACAAAGUUGUUCGAUGUGAAGACCGGAAGAAAAUCUUCGCAGAAAAGCAUCUGUGCUUCAACUGUGCGGGGGGCAAACACAGAGCUGUGGAUUGCAAGAGCAAGGGUAGAUGCCAAACGUGCGGUGGAAAACAUCACACUACACUUUGUGACAAAAAUCAGAAGCCUCGAGAGCCUGGAAUGACUGCGAGUCACAUCGGUCCAAGUUCUGUGAUUCACCCGGUAGUGGUUGUACGCAUAAACGGCUAUAAAUUCAGAGCCUUACUGGACAGCGGUGCCAAUCAUUCGUACGCUUCAUCCACAGCCAUCAACCUCAUUGGAGCUAAAGUUAAGUCUACUGGCCUUCGUCAAAUAGCUACGUUAACCGGAGUAACAGCGAGAACCAUGCAAGUUUACGCCAUAAAGAUGGAUUCUUUGUCCGAUGACUUUAACGUCGAGGUGAAUCUUACGAAGAUUGAGAAGAAGGAGCUCCUGUUCUUGGAGAACCCACACUACAAGGAAAUCAUACGAAACCAUUCUCAUUUACGAGGAGUCGACAUGGAUGAUGAUGAUGAUAAAGAUAUUUUACCAGUUUACAUAUUACUCGGAGCCAAUGACUACGCAAAGGUACGCACUAGUGAGAACUUGCGUGUUGGUCGUAUAGGAGAGCCCGUUGCAGAGCAUACGAAGUUCGGAUGGUCUAUCAUGUCACCCGGUGCUGAGCAAGAAACUUCCCUUGGUUGCUUAGCAGUGAAUUCCAUUGCCGACUACGACAAUCUUUGUUCAUUAGAUAUGCUUGAUUUAGCGGACCCAACCGGACCAGAAGACAACAUAUUCAACAAGCCAAACGUGAACGAGCCAAACGUGAACGAGCCUAACGUGAACGAGCCAAACAUGAACAAGCCUAACCUGAACGAGCUUAACGUGAGCCAACCUAACGUAAACAAGCCUGACCAAAGCCAGCAUAACCAGAAUCAGCCUGACCAGGUUCAACAGGGCAUAAUGCCAGUGGAUGGGGAUAAAGAAGGAACUGACGUUCAACCGGGCAGAAAUACGGACACCUCGAAUGAACCACCAUCACAGCAAGGAGCAACAAAUGUGAAUCAACCAGAUUUACCAAAGGUACCAUCCAAUGUAAACAGAUUGCCUUCAUAUGGCCCACCAGCGUGGAAUACGGCUAUUUUCGUCCCACCUGCAAGGCAGCUUUCCUAUGGUGAAAUAGUCCAGCCAAGGAUCAGUGGCCGACUGAGGAAAAACCAUAAACCAAGCGAGGAAAGAAAAGUUAAGAAGGAGCCAUCGUUAGUUGGAAUCGAGGGAAAGAAACAGUCGAGCGAAAGAAACAGAAAUCGCUGGCCAAUGGGAAUUGUCAAAGAGCUCAUCAAAGGCAAGGACGGAGUUGUUCGUGCAGCGAAACUGAAAAGCGGUCGAGAUUUUUUAGAAUGUACGCCACAACAUCUGUGUCCUCUUGAACUAAGCUGUGGCACUUUUAAACGGAAGGAUGGAGAGAAUGUUAUCGUCCAGAAGCCAGUCGAGCUGAAUCCGAAUGCGCCCAGAUUCAUGCCGAAAAGACAUGCUGCUGCCGAGGCUCGGAGACGGAUUUACGAACAGUUACGCGAUGAACAGACACUUGAUUAA
This is a messenger RNA of Paramuricea clavata, 2712 nucleotides long. Lineage: Eukaryota; Metazoa; Cnidaria; Anthozoa; Malacalcyonacea; Plexauridae. The record is from the annotation of a GenBank genome assembly.